AUGUCAAAUGAUUAUGCAUUAUUCAUUAUACUUCUACCAAAUGAUUUCGAGAAAGAAACUUCUAUUAAUUCAACAAUAUUGAAUACAGUUAAGCUGACUGCUGCAGUACCAUCAAUUGAUAAGCAACGUACAUCAGUAACUUCAGAUUCUAUUCGUUGUCUUGCAUGUACUGAUAGUCAUUCAAAAAGUGAAAAUGACAACGAAUAUUCACAAGAAACAUGGAAAAAAUCGUUGUGUUUUACCUUGAAAAAUUAUUUUGCUGGAAAAAGUAAUAUCGAAGCAAUAUGGAUUCUAUCUGAGGAUAAAAAAACUUAUCAAAUUACAUUUUAUGUGGAAUUUGGUAUUGCUAGUGAUCAUAUAUUACAAGACUUAGUUAAAUUUGGCAUUGGUACAAGUAAUCAUACAAAAGUAUUUGUUUUACCAGCAACCUUUAUUCUUGGAGGACAACUCAAUAUUAAAAAUGAAUCUAUAUCCACAUUAGCUUUAACAGAAAAUAUUAAUACCAGUGAACUAUUAACAAAUACUGUUAAUAAUAAAAUAAAUGAUAGAACAUCGAGUGAUUUAACUUUAUCGGGGAAAAUUCGUAAACGUAUUAAUGAGUCCAACUUUAAAAAAAGUGUUCGCGCUCGACUGAUGGUUCAUCAAGUCGUUGCUAGUAUUCGAGCAUCAACAGAACUUUCGUUUGACUUUGUUCUUUUAAUAUGUCUUGCUUCAAUGUUAGCUGCAUUUGGUCUUCUGGAAAAUUCCACUGUUAUAAUCGUUGCCAGUAUGCUUGUUAGUCCAUUAAUGAAUCCAAUAUUAGGUUUUGCAUUUGGUCUUUCUGUACGUGAACAUUCAUUAUGGAGGCGAGGUUUACGAAAUGAAUUAAUUGGCUUGAUUAUUUGUAUUACUUGUGGAUUUAUACUUGGAUUGUUGACAACAUUUGCAGAAACAAAAUGGGGUAGUUCAACAAGUUUUCCCACACCGGAAAUGAAGUCACGUGGCGAUAUCAAACGGUUAUGGGUAGGUGUUCUCAUUGCUUUACCUAGUGGAGCUGGCGUCGCACUUUCAGUACUGGGUGGAAAUACGGGUUCACUGGUUGGUGUUGCUAUUUCAGCUUCGCUUCUUCCACCAGCUGUCAAUUGUGGACUUCUUUUUGCUUAUGCAUUACUUGGGGUUUCAUUUUCCAAUGUUGCUGCUGUUCAAUCUUCUUCAUCAAACAAUACUAGAAACGAAUAUCAAUCAAAUGUUGACUGCAAAAACUAUAUCAAUAAUGAUUAUCAACCACUUUACACAUGUAAUCUAACAUUAGAAGCUGCAAGUCUUGCAGGUUGCAGUUUAUUAUUAACAAUAGUUAAUAUAAUUUGUAUAAUAAUAAUGGCAUUAUUUAUAUUACGCAUAAAAGAAGUUGUUCCAUUACAUCAACCAAAUAAAGAUAUAUCAAAUUUUUUUCAUCAUGAUGUUAGAGUUGCACGUGAUUAUAAUAAAACCAUUCAUGAAGGUAAUUUAGAAACAAGCAAUUUAGCAACAUUAACAAUUCAACAACGUCAAAUAGCACAAUCAAUGGUACAUCGUUGGAAAGCAUUUAAAUCGAAGAGUUCCUAUGAUAAUCAACACCAUCAAACAAAUCAACAAUUAUCAUCAAUAGAUAACGAUCUAGAAUUAGCUGAUACUAGGAAUAAUAGUAACAAUAAUAAUAUAGUGAAUAUGGAUGUGGAAUUGCAACGAAAAUUAUUUCGAUUAAAAACUUUUGCCAAAGAAUACGAUCUUGAUAUAUUUGAUAAAAAUGAUUAUGAAUUACUAAGUGGUGAUAGCCGAGAAAAAGUACGUUUACUUGUCAACGAUAUUAUUGAUAUAUAUCAAGAUAUUCCAACGGUUUUUGUUGAUCUAUUUCGUUUACAACCUUGUAACAUACAAACAUCAAGUGAUAGAGAACAUCUGCUAUUUUAUGAAGAAAUCAUCGAACUAUUGCCACCGAAAUGGUAUCAACUAUUUGUUCAUGAACAAGAACAACGACAAAUUGUAUCGUGGAAAUCAUCAUCGAAUAGACCAUAUUCAUUAGGCGUACCACAAAUGAUUGCAUUAAAAAAACCUAUAUCAGAAUCGAAUGAAUCAUGCGAGAAUGACAAUCAAAAAUCGAAUGUAGAUUUUCAACGACGAAGCUCAGUACUCCAAUCAAAUUCUAGAUCAUCAGAAACCAAUCAAGAAACUGAAAUACCUGUUGAAGGUACACGUUUUCGUAUCGCAAAACCGUUUACAAUUGCUUAA
This is a messenger RNA of Rotaria socialis, 2247 nucleotides long. NCBI's taxonomy places the organism in Eukaryota, Metazoa, Rotifera, Eurotatoria, Philodinida, Philodinidae. The record is from the annotation of a GenBank genome assembly.